Messenger RNA from Yarrowia lipolytica CLIB122, 2253 nucleotides. RefSeq lists its product as uncharacterized. NCBI's taxonomy places the organism in Eukaryota, Fungi, Ascomycota, Dipodascomycetes, Dipodascales. The record is from RefSeq and is a predicted model, not a curated record.
AUGAAAUCGAUAUUUCACGAAGAAACAGACAGUGAGUGGUCUGUAGAUUUGAACGACCCCAAGCACAACAGACGGUUCAUCCAGGUGCCCCGAAAACCCGUUGGAACGGGUCAGAGCAAGCUGAGAGACCCCGAUAUGGUCACUCAGGCUGACGGAAAAGUUAUUGAGUGCUUUCCCUUCACCAACGACCCUCUCCCAGCCAUGCCCUGCUCCCCUGAGGAGUCUCCCUACAGGGAGGACAGCGGCGCAGGAACGGGACCAUCAGCGGAACCAUCUACAUCGCCAGACACUCGUCCGGCUCGUUCGUUUUCUGUUUCGAGAAAACCAGUGCAAUACGGAGUCCAAACUCCUACUCCCGUGAGAACCAGAGGCUACACUGAGAGUGACGUUGGAGGAACUAUGACCACCAGUGUCACCCAGGUGACCAACAAGACGCCUCCUCUUGGGUCUGAGGGGUUUUCGGUGGCCGGAGCUCGACCCAAAUCCAAGCACAGCAGCAUGCGAGAGUCGUCCAAGGCAGACCUUUCUAAGGCGCUUUCUAAAAUCGGUAUCAAGCCAAGUGGGUCCUCUCGUGACCUUCCCACCGAUCCCGAUGAGUUACAGGCUUCCCGUGAGGAGCAUAUUCGUGACAGUUAUGCUGCUCUUGAGCGUGUUAGAGACAGCAGAGCUGUUCAGGAGUUUUACGCUGCAGGAGGAGAGGGAGAGAAGGAAAAGGAGAAGGAAAAGGGGGAAAAGUGGGAAAAGGAAAAAGCGAAGGAAAAAGAGAAGGAAAAAGAAAAGACGGAGGAAAGAGAGAAGAGCAGAAGCAGAAGCAGAAGUAGAGACGUGAUUGGAGGGGGGAGCCAGAGUUCUGUAUUGGAACGUCUUUCGGAAGAGAGUCUUUCUAGUGACAAACGUCUAGGUCAACUUGGUGAGCACUUGACGAAAAAAGAGGUUCUCAAGUCUCCUGGAGCUUCCACGUUGGAACAUGACGGCAUCUCCGACGCCACGUCUACAGAGAAACACGAUUCAGAUAACGAUUCUGACUCCGACUGUGAUACCCAAAGCUUUGUCAAGCUGCCGUCUGCAGACAUACAUCCCGUUUAUGGAGGCAACAACUUUUCCACGACCCCUUACGCCACCGCAUUCGAGACUCCUCUAAUUGAGUCGACGUCUACUUUUGGAGCCGCUCGUUCUCGGUCAUGUACUCCUCCUUCAGGUCAGCUUUUGGACGCAUCUCCCACUAAAACGACCAAUGUGACUCCCCGGCGAGUCCCCGUGGACCAUCCCUCCUUGCAUUCUAAUCCCGAGGGUCGGUUUCUCAUUGACAGCUGUCCCGAGCAGGAACUCAAACGCGAAUCUUCUUCCGUUGCAAUCCCUCCUAAAGGUUACAAGUACCCUAUUGACGACCGUUUCCCUGCUGCUGUUCCACGCCAGUCUUCCCCUCCUGCUGAUCCGUACCAGGAGAUACCCGAGCCGUACGACUGCUGGAACGAAGAGGCGGACCGGAAGAGCCCCGGGGCCCCUUCCGUUGUUACCAGACAUCCUUACUAUCGGUACUUUGUCAUGCGGUUUUCCAGAGACUUGUAUCUGACCACAACUCCCACCCAGCAUCAUAUGGUGGCCAACCAGGCGCAGUCGUAUUAUGUGAAGAAUGAGGACUACCGGUUCAUGUUCUACACCAACAUUAACGAGCAGCCCGUGACGAUUGUGGAGAAGCGAGACAACUUUCUGCAGAUCUGCUACGACGACUCAUCCAGGCCACCGCUCGAGGACUACAAUUUGUCCAGCACUGUGUCUCUGGAGCAGUCCAUCGAUUCUCAGUCUCUCAGCGAGUCGCUGUCGGACAUUGUGAAUCCCUCUUUUGUCGGCCAGGCAAUCGAGAUCCCCUGUGGUGACAAGGGAAAGAACAAAAAGUACAAGCGUUACUCAUUUAUCGACGAGCUGGGUCAGGAGUGGUUCAUCACGAACGAAAAGUCAGGAGUUUACACUUUCUCCAACGCCAACUCCGUGGUAGCAACUUACAAGCGUAAGGAGAAUAUUGGCAAGCGUAUUGUCAAGAACGGACUCGAGUGGUUGUCUCAACAGGAGAGCAACAAGAACGACAACUAUCGUGCUCUUCCCAGUGCCGGUCCUCAGCCUGUAGCAUCAUCUAUCGAGACCGAGGCUAGCGCUACAUUGACUGUCAGUGAGCUGGUGGACCCGUCUUCGAACCUGUGGAAGAUUUGCAUUGGGUUGCUAGUGACCGUUGCUUACAAGAAACCGAAGCAGUAG